AUGAAGUUUUCCUCUUUUAUCACCGGCGCCCUUACCGCCUGCGUGCUCACCACCACAGCCUCUGCUGCUAGCGGAUACACCAACGGAACCACUACACUGGCUCCGGUGUCUAAGUCUGCCUCUACGAUCACGGAGCUCACAACCGAUGGCGACCUCACUUCCACAGUCACGCUUUUGACUACGAUCACCUACGCUCCUACCACCACUGCAUCGGCGGCGUCGAGUUCCGACGGCUCCGCUGCCAGCGAUGGAACCCUGGAUCUGAACAGGAAGGACGGUCAACUUGGCUCGACUUCGUCCACUGACAUGUGGUCUACCUUAACGUCGACUCUCUACGUUACGCAGGAGGUGACCAUGUCGGGUGCCUCGGGCAGCAACAGCAACGCUGUUUCCACUUCGACCAGUGCAUACGAAAAAAUCAUCGUCAUUGGUACUUCUACGCCCGCUUGCGUGCCACAAACCGUCACGGUGACUCAGUACCAAGCCACCCAGUACGUGACCGUCACCGCGGGACAAUCGACCUCUUCAGCCGGACCUAUUAUUUCCAGUAACUCUGCUAUCUUUUCCAACCAAACCACUUACUAA
Lachancea mirantina is the source of this 585-nucleotide messenger RNA. NCBI's taxonomy places the organism in Eukaryota, Fungi, Ascomycota, Saccharomycetes, Saccharomycetales, Saccharomycetaceae. The record is from the annotation of a GenBank genome assembly.